This is a messenger RNA of Letharia columbiana, 1491 nucleotides long. RefSeq lists its product as uncharacterized. The transcript is spliced from 3 exons. Gene Ontology annotation, cellular component: nucleus. Bases 1 to 1491 code for a protein of 496 amino acids. The record is from RefSeq and is a predicted model, not a curated record. Lineage: Eukaryota; Fungi; Ascomycota; Lecanoromycetes; Lecanorales; Parmeliaceae.
AUGUCUUCCCAUGGUGCCUUUACAUCAGUCUCGGCGAGACGCACUUUUGCCAGGCCAACACCAGCACCAUCCACAACACCAUCACCUCCACCGUCAGCUGCAGAGAAGGCAAAACGAGACUGGCCUGAGUCUGUGCGUCAUUAUGUGCAGAGAGCAUUCGCUACGGAGAACACUAUAGCCAGUAUACCCCGACAAGAGAUGGAAAUCAAAUUAAAGAAAAUCAUCUCAAACUCAGCGGAAAAUAACACUCUAGGCACAAUCGAUUGGGCGAAGCUGCCACUGCCCCAGCAAAUGAUCUUGGAGGAACGUGCAAGACCAGCUCUUUUGUCUGCGAAUCCACCGUGGGGGAACGGUCUCGAGCCUCUGAGCCUGCAAGAAACUAAUGUGAAAAGCACUGAUACAUUGUCAAAGAAGAGAAAGUCUUCCGAAUUGGAUCUAUCCCAGAAUGGCCAGGAGAAAGUACCACCAUGGCGGAUCGCUAAUCCGCGCAACGUAUUCGAGGACCGAAUCACCCACCCGGACAAACGCCAGCGUAAUGAUGUAGCUGGAAAAGGAUCAAGUAAGUCCCAUCACAAUCUGGCCAACCGGAAGAAACGCUUCGAGGAUGGCCAACCUGGAUACCUUUCCCAACAGCCGUUUUCUCCAAGCAAGGCCAGUAUUCCACCUGAUGUAGACCAAGGUCCCGUUAUCGGUCGGUCUCAGGAUCUUGAGAAAAGAUAUUUCCGUCUCACGUCUGCUCCAAACCCUGAUACUGUCCGUCCACUGCCUGUGCUCGAGAAGACCCUUGAGUUUCUUAAGAGGAAGUGGAAGAAGGAGAACAACUACUCCUACAUAUGUGAUCAGUUCAAAUCUCUGCGCCAAGAUUUGACAGUCCAGCAUAUCAAGACGGAAUUUACAGUCAGUGUUUACGAGAUACAUGCCAGGAUCGCGCUGGAAAAGGGAGAUCUGGGUGAGUAUAAUCAGUGCCAGACGCAAUUGCGCGCACUGUAUUCGCAACAUCUUGGAGGACAUCCCGAGGAGUUCAAGGCUUAUCGUAUUCUUUAUUUCAUUCAUACCUCAAAUCGGACCGACAUGAACGACGUGUUGGCAGAUCUAACACCCACAGAGAAGAGAGAUCCAGCAGUAAAGCAUGCACUAGACGCCCGCUCCGCGCUUGCUUUAGGAAAUUACCAUCGCUUUUUCCAGUUAUAUUUGGACACCCCAAAUAUGGGCGCAUAUCUCUUGGAUAUGUUUGUGGCUCGUGAACGUCUGAAUGCAUUGUCAAAUAUAUGCAUAUCGUACAAGCCCGACGUCAGGUUGCGCUUCUUCACUGAGGAACUCGGCUUCGAGUCUGACGAUGAGAGCGCAAGAUUCAUAUGUGAUCAAGGCGGUCAAUCAUUCCUUGAGGAACGCGACGGUGAAGUGAGGCUCCUCACUGGCAAGGCUUUGAGAUUCUUCGAGACUGCCAGGAACGCUGCUUUUAAGAAAGUGGACAUUAAGGGCCAGAUAUGA